Molecule: messenger RNA, 4257 nt
Organism: Rhipicephalus sanguineus (brown dog tick)
Lineage: Eukaryota; Metazoa; Arthropoda; Arachnida; Ixodida; Ixodidae
Product: GAS2-like protein 1
Biological process (GO): regulation of microtubule polymerization or depolymerization; protein localization to microtubule plus-end; microtubule bundle formation
Cellular component (GO): microtubule plus-end; actin filament; cytoplasm
Molecular function (GO): microtubule binding; actin filament binding; cytoskeletal adaptor activity
Source: RefSeq, a predicted model, not a curated record
CUGUGUUGGUGUGGACUGCUUGUCGAGCGUCGAGAGUGAAAAGCGGUGCGGCCGCGCUACGAGUGAGAUGGACGGGGCGGUGCUCUAGCGGCGUGUCGGCGCGCGUACUACACAACACGGCAGCUUUCGCCUCGACGUCGACGCGACCACCGGCGCGAAGACUUCCCAAGAGGCGCCCUCGGGGGCGACUUACCGUGGUGUGAAGUGGUGUGGUGACGUGCGGGCGUGCUUCUUCUUACGUGCAGUGAGUGUUGGUCGAAGUUUGUUUUAAACAGAGGCGGCCAGCCGGCCACCAACUUCGAAGUCGUCAUGUGUUCGGCGGCUUACGAGCUCGGAGCCGUGCGGCUCGAGAUCAGGCCGUUGCGGCCGUUCAAGUCGAGCGAGGAGUACCUGUGGGCCAUGAAGGAAGACUUGGCCGAGUGGAUGAACACGUUGUACGGCCUCAAGCUGACGCCCGAGACGUUCUUCGAGUCUCUAGACGACGGCGUCACGUUGUGCCGUCACGCGAACAAGGUUCUCGAGGCCGCUAGACGCGAGGGCCGGCUGGCCGCGCUCAAGCUGCCCGAUCGAGACGUCGUGUACCGCGCCGACGUCCAGCGCGGUACCUUCCAGGCUCGCGAUAACGUCUCCAACUUCAUCGCGUUCUGUCGCGCGCUCGACAUCAAGGAGUGCCUGCUGUUCGAGACCGAGGACCUUGUGAUGCGCAAGAACGAACGCAGCUUCAUACUGUGCCUUCUCGAGGUUGCUCGAAGGGGAGCUCGUCUCGGCAUGCUGGCGCCGCUGCUCGUGCAGUUCGAGCAGGAGAUCGACGCCGAACUCGAGCACGAGUGCGACUCUGACGAUGAGCCGCCGCCGCCGAGGCCGCAGAUCAUCACCAACGACUUGCGAUCGCUUCACGAAAGGCCUUUGUUCUUCCUCUUCGCCUUCUCCUCCUCUCGGAGCUGGCGCUACAAGCUGGCCAAUAGGGCGAACCGGCCACGGCCCCGGUCAAGGUCAAAGGUCGUGGACCUGCUGAACAGGUGUACCUGCCCGUCCCAGUUCCCGAUGAUUCGCGUCGCGGACGGGAAGUACAGGAUUGGAGACACCAAGGUGCUCAUCUUCGUACGGAUACUCCGCAGUCACGUGAUGGUGCGCGUGGGCGGCGGAUGGGACACGCUGGAGCACUACCUCGACAAGCACGACCCCUGCAGGUGCAGAUCAGGCCACAGGACAUCGACAUCAGCGAAGCUGACCAUGACUGCCGGGAAGGGUGGCAGCCCAACCAUGCAGGUCACAUACAAUAGACCUCCCGCACCAAGCUACUCUUACGGCAGCACGUCGCCGCUGAUGUCACACAGGGGCCUGCCGCACAACAACUCGCUGACUGGCGACCACGACCGAGACCUGACCCCGUCGAGGAUAUCCCAUUGCAGCGACGACUCGACAAGCUCGAGCAGCGGCGGUGCGGUAGUGCCUGCCGACAGCAGUAGCGAGACGUCCGAAGGCGAGUUCGCCAAGACGCCCGGCGGAUCCCGCAAGUGCUCGCCGCGGAAGAUUGCCAAGACCGGAAACGUCACACCCCAGCCGGGAGAGUUCGGAAACACCAACGGCUCCCCGUGGAAGAUGACGCCGCCGGAACGACCCGACUCGGCGGGAGGACGGUCGCACGACGUCGUCGACAGCGGCGCGGCGUCAGCGGAUGAGAGCUACGCGUCGUCCGCUUCGCCCUCCGCCUCUCCCGCCAAGACGAACGGAACGACCUCGUCUCCGAGGCAUUCGAUAUCUGGCGUUGGGUCCAGGCAGACUCCUCCGCCACCCUCUGCCAAGUCCAGGAUUCCCUACCUCGCCGCACCCCACCGGGCCACGAGCACGGAGAAUCUGACCGCAAACGGAACGACGUCGCCUACUCCUCAACACCACCAGCAGCAACAAAUGUCCAAGCCGACGACCAACGGGAGGGUCCGACAGUCGUCCACUCCCCCCAACCCCAACGCGAGACGUCGUUCGGUGGACGCUGGUCUGGCCACUCUGCCCCGGUCCAGGUCUCACAGCAGCGAAGGGAGCAUGACCGCUGACAAGGCCUUCCUCACGCGAGGCGUUCCGGGUCGCUGCUCGUGGAGGAGUCCGCCUCCGGUCCGGACCUCGCCGCGGUCCGGCGCCGGCUCGGACGGCAACAAGACCUGGGCCUUCCGGCAGCGCGGUUCCUCGAGACCGGCCCUGACGCCGGACCUCUUCACUGAACCCGGCUCCAAGAGAAGCGCGGUCCACUCGAGCCCGACCAAGUCGCAGCGGCCCAACGUGAUAUCACCCCUGCUGCAGGAGCUGCUGCGCGAGAAGGACCUUGAUUCGGACGACAAGAUCCUGAAGAAGAUGGAGUUCAUCGUCAACCACUACCGUUCGCGACUGGACAAGGGCGAUUGCGGUGAAGCCAACGGCAGCUCCACCCUCCCGAAGGCCUCCCACACUGCACCCACGUCACCCGACAGCUUCUGCAGUCCUCCGUGCCGGAGGCGGGGCUCCAAGAUACCCAUGGCUACUUACUACGACAGGGACUAAUUCGUGCUGUCUCUUUGAAGACUCGUGUGCUUAGAACUGGCAUCCGCCUCGGGGUGUACCGAAAGAUCAUCGGUGCCAUAACGGGUUCGGGGCAGUUCGAAGGAAAAAAAGCGUUGAUUGCCCGCACUUUUGGCCCUCACCGACAGGCUGGAAUGCCACUGUCGAGGAUUGCUUUCCUCCUGACAAGAGGAUAAGUUGUUAGAUGAUGCACCUUGCCGCCGCUUUAUGGUCUGUUACGUAGAGAGUGACGACACGAUUUUACAGUCAUAUAGCUACGGUUCUUGCGUUGUCGUGCGAGUUGCGGAGUUUAUUGACAACGGGCAGUCUGCACUGACUGCGGGAGACAUCUUUACUCUUGAAUUUGGCAUCGCAACGACGGUUGCAUAACGUGUAGGUAGCACGUGAGACCCCACCUUUAAUCACAGCGAUAGUUAACUGGCAACAACUCCACCUGUUGCAUGACGCAGAACUGAAAGAAGAAAAAAAGCGGAAGAAAGGCACGCGUUAUUGUUUCGGGUGCAUUUGCUGCUCGGAGCUUACGUUUUGUUUGACGAGAUCAAACUUUUAUAUAAAGCGUUACCUGAAGCGAGGCUCGUACGAACGUAGCAGCAGUCGUGCGAGUUUGAGUCUUGAGUGCCAGCCUGAACUAGUGACAGUUAGAGUCACUGACAUGGUCAAAAAUGUAGGGAUGAAAUGAAACAUAGUAUAACACAAUCGUAUAAUAAAUGCGCUCAGGAGCUUUUCAACCAUAAAUGCUACAGAUUAACAAUGUAGCUAUAUUUUUCAGAUCUAUUUUACCUGGCACGACCGAACGCAGCAGUAUAAGAACUGCGUUUUCGGUUGCGCCUUCGCGUUAGUACAGGGAAAGCUAGACGCAAGGAGCAGACAGAGUGAAAGGUGUGUAGCGAGAACACGUUUAGGAAUAAGUAACAUGGCAUUUAACGGAACAGUGCAUUCGCGACCUCUUUGAAGGUCAUUUUGCUGCCUGGUUUGAGCUAGUAACUGCUGCCUAUACCGCCCCAAGCGGGUGGGGUGGGGCGGGGCUUGGUCCAAAAUGUGCUUUCUUUUGAUGUAUUUUGUUUGGGAAGAGUGCCAUGCAUGAUGUAUGUGAAGAGUUGACGAAGAGUGUUUGUAUAUUUGUUUUUUUCUUGCUUUCGCCGAGGCAGCAAGACAAAUGGCAGCGAGCUUGUUUUGCUCUUUUGUUUUGUUACACGAUUCUCAUAUCCAUUAUCUCUGUGUUCACGCGAGCAGCUGAUUUUAUCGUUUAUUUUUUUCAUCUGUACAGCGCUGCAAUCGGCAACCACAUCUGACCCGGGCGCACAUCUUGAAACGGCUCGGAAGUAGCGCAUCUCUUGACGGAUGUCCGCUUUCGUUGCUUCCUCUAGUCCGCAGGAUAUGGAACACAGGUGUGCACGCGCUGGCUUUCCUUCGAAACCAACAACCUAACUAAAUGUGGCUAGUACGAGGCUUCCAUGUUUGCUGGCUCUUACGCAUCCCUUUAUUGCUCUAGUAGAAUUCUAUUUACAGGCGCCAGACGCGAAAAGGAGCAGUGCCUGAUGGUAGGUUAUCGAAGUCUGCAAAUAAGGACAUUGACGGAAAAUCAGCAUGUUUGUAGAUGCAAAUGUUAGGAAUACGUAAGGGUUCUUUGGAAAGAUGAAAACUUCGAGGCAUCGAACAGUGGCCCAAGAAAAAGGAGCUUCAGCGUGCUCUGCACUGACUGCG